Sugiyamaella lignohabitans is the source of this 2982-nucleotide messenger RNA. It is a transcript of the gene EFR3, whose product is annotated as Efr3p. Bases 1 to 2982 code for a protein of 993 amino acids. Gene Ontology annotation, biological process: protein localization to plasma membrane. NCBI's taxonomy places the organism in Eukaryota, Fungi, Ascomycota, Dipodascomycetes, Dipodascales, Trichomonascaceae. The record is from RefSeq and is a predicted model, not a curated record. The transcript has a single exon. Gene Ontology annotation, cellular component: plasma membrane.
AUGAUUCGCAACAAGAUAGCUCCAAAACACCAAAAGCUCAUUAGACAGUGUUACCCACCUGGUGCAAAAGGUCUCGAUAAACGUCCAAAUGCGUCUGAAUUAUCUUAUUUGCUAUAUUACGUUUCUACGAGAAGAAUUAAGUUGACGAAGGUUGCAAGCUUCCUUGAAAAAUUGACUCGUGCCGAUGUUGCUAGAGAUCGAUUUGGAAAUGUGCAGGUUACGUUAGAGAUUGUCGAUGCUCUGAUUGAAAGGUGUUAUGAGGAUUUGAAUCUAUUUGCUCCUUAUGUUGUCAGUAUACUACUGGUGGUCCUCCCAAAGGCGGACAUUUCUCUUGCUCAUGUCGCAGGCAAAGUGUUUGCAACAUUCUCCAAAUACCACAAUGGUGAUUUGUUUGCGGGUGACUCGGACUAUGUCAGAGCAUGUCAUGAACUUGUAGUGCAGUUUGUUGGUUUGGCCAGUCGUCACUCUAGCACUUCGUCUGGCAAUCUCCAGUGGGUUCAGGUAUCAAUGGAAGCUGCUAAGUCUGCAGCUUCCUCUGCUGCCCUAGCUACACGGGUGGGGCAGAAUGAAAUCACCACUAUUUUACCACCGGUAUUGAAUACACUAUCGUUGGCACAGGACUCGAAUGGUUCAUCAUUAUUAGCUCUACAGCAGCAAGUCAAUGAGUCUGGAGAGGAGAAUUUUGACGAUGGUGUUACUACAACUAUUAACCGGAGGCAAAGCAUUCUAGUCAUUCCACCAGCUUCAUCUGCAAACCCACAGGUUUCGCAACAAGGUGAUGACGACGAUGACGACGAAGAUGAUGAUGGCGAUGAUGAUGCUAUUGAUUAUGAAGAGGGUAAUACUACUGAUUUUUCUACAUCCAGGGCGGACAUUUCUCUCGAUGAAACGAAUGCCAAUGUGAGCAAAACUACCCAUGCGCAUUCCCUUUCACACAUGGCAUCAAAAACUAAAAAUCUCUUGGGUCAUGCUGGUAGCACAACAGUCAAUGCCGCAUCUAAUGUUUUGACCGGUUUGAGUAAUGGAGCAGAUGAUUCUCUGAAUGUGUCCAAUAGUAGGGUCUCUUUUUCUUCACAUCAAUUUGAAGCUGAAUUGUCGGAAGAUGAAUCAAAUGCCAGUCAAGAAAAUGAUAUUUUGAUUAUUGCUUUGAAAGCACUUGUACAUCUGUUCGACUCUACUGCACUGAUUCAAGUCCGACAUGCCGCUCUCACUGUAGUUGGUUACAUCAUCGAACAUAACUCACCGGUUGCAUGGUCAAAUGUGUUACUUCAAUUAGUCACUACCUGGACCCCAGUUCAAUUGCGUUUUGUCGUUCUAUCUGCACUGGUUGAGAAAUAUGUGAAUCUGAAGACAACUAAUCUGCCUUUGCAGAAAAAGCUAGCCUAUCUCAUCAAGUCUCUGUUAAGUUCGUCUGUUAGCAUGGUUGGAUUGUCAGUCAUGGAUAUUCUUCGAUCUCUUCUUUACCAUCAACAGCGAUUUAUACUUGUUGAGGCAAAACCCGCCGAAGCCACCCAGUUUCAAGCCAUGAUUGACAGUACACGAGAAACCAUUGCAGCUCUUGCCAGUCACAACUAUUACUCUGAUCAAAUUUCAGACAUGAUAGCUGAACUUCUAACGAGAUGUAUCCAUGGUGGCGCUAUAGGGUCGGGUGGCAUUUCUGGUAGUAUUUCUACGCAUUCUGGAGAUCGUGCUGGUACCAAUAAUGGCAGUGGCCAAGCCCCCCAUCCAGAACGUCAGUUGAGUCCUAGAGUGUCUAACACUCUGAUUGUGAAUGAUUUGUUAAAUAUAAGAGAGAUUCUUGAUACAGUUGCUGCCAAUAAGGACUCAUAUAAGGUACGUGUACCUUUAACUGUAUGGGAAGGUACCCAAAGCUUGAUUUCUCACGAUAGCGUUGAUGUUAUAGACAGCUUUACUUCUGUUUUUAUCAAAUACCUCUCAAGUGGCUUGAUAAGCACCGACAAGUCUAGACCAGUUUCCAAGAGCAUGACCUCCGAAAAGGUAAUACUAUACCGGUUCAUUCAAACUUCAUUUAAUGUGCUAAGAGAACCGAGCUGUUCAUCACAAAGUAUCUUGUCUGUAUAUUACAUUCUAGUGGCCUUUAUAAGAAUACUGGGUCUACACAGUGUAGUAUCUAUUUUGCCUAAUAUUUGGUCCCUAGAGGAAGUUGCAUUGAAAUCUGAGCACAAAGAAGUCGGUACUGUCCAAAGAGGAAUCGAGCUUUCAAGUUUAAUCCUUGGGGUCUUGGCUGCAGUUGGACAAGAACUUUCUUUGCAAGACUUUUCUGCAAUUGUUUCUAACUAUAUCAACGAACGCAAGUCUAAUAAUGUUUGGUACGAAGGUAUACAGGUUCCACUAUCUGACUACAAGCAACAAAUUCAGCAGUUGAAUGGCUCUUUGAAUGGUAUCGAUAGCUCUCAUGCUUCUCGAACUUCGCCCAUUGAUCGCCAGUCACUUGCGGAUAAGUUCCUUGCUGAUCCAAAUGUCAUUUCAGCAAAGACUAAAAGCGAGCUUUUUGAGUCUCAACCCCAGCAUGAGUUGAAAGAAGAAAGUACUGAAUAUUCCAAUGGUGCUCUCCAGCUUAGUAAAGCUCGUUCUUUAAGACAGUUGAAAAAAGGGCCACUCUCGAUUAAUUCUGCCAAUUCUGGAAACCGCGGUCCGCUUGUGGUUGGACUGAGGAAGGCGUCUUUUGCCAACAGUAUUGAACAGAAGCGGGACUUUUCCCCCCGUGUAAAUGAUCUCCGAAGAGCUGUGUCGGGUGUGGUGCUUAACGGGGCACUAGGAACCAAUGGAAGACUUCAAGUACCUUCAAAUAGAGAGCGUGCCGGUAGCUCUGCCUCGUCGUUAAGUGCUCAUAGCGCAUCAAGCCACUUUGAAGAUUCGGUAAAGGAUGUUGCUGACUUUAGAGAUCGUGUUGAUCUGAGCAGUUUCUUGGGAUCUCUCAAUAUCAGUCAGAACACCCAACGAGGAAGAUUGACUACCUAG